AUGACGAGAACUACAUAUGGCGACAACCUCGUCGUCACAGACCGAGGCGGCGUCGUCGAGAACACGCACGAGAUCCACGCAGCCGUGACAGACGCGGACGGCCGUCUACUUUUCUAUGUCGGCAAUCCCCACCGCAUCACGCUGAUCAGAUCGGCGGCCAAACCGAUGCAGGCACUGGCUGUGGUCGAGACGGGUGGCGCUGACCAGUCCAGCUUUGACAGCGUAGACCUCGCGCUCAUGUGCGCGUCGCAUAGCAGUGAGGAGCGCCAUGUCCAGAGGGCGCGCCAGAUGCUCGACAAGGUCGGCGCCACGGAAGACGACUUGCGUUGCGGUGGCCAGCCGUCCAUCACUCCACAAGUCACGGAGGGCUGGUGGAGGGACGGGGUCACGCCCACGGCUGUCUACAACUGCUGCUCGGGGAAACAUGCCGGGAUGCUGGCGGGUGCGAAAGCACUUGGUGCGCCAUUGACAGACUACCAUGUGCAGGACCAUCCCAUCCAGCAGCGCGUCAAGAGAGCCGUCGAAGAGGUUGCCAAUCUAGCGCCCGACGAGAUCAUAUGGGGCAUCGACGGUUGUAACAUGCCAGCACCGGCGUAUCCGCUCACCGCUUUGAGCCAGAGCUAUGCGUUAUUUGCAAAAGCAUCAAGCGACCUGGCGAGGGAUGCAGCGACCACAGAACGUGAGAGGUGGAUGGGGCGGAUAUACGACGCUAUGGCUCGACACCCUGAACAGGUGGGCGGCGAUGGUCGAUUCUGCACGAUCCUGAUGGAAGCCUUUGAGGGGCGACUCAUCGGGAAACUGGGCGCUGAUGCGUGUUAUGCCAUUGGCGUCAAGGAGUCAGAGGAUACCAGACGUCUUGGUGCCAAGGGCGCCUUGGGUUUGGCCGUCAAGGUUGGCGAUGGCAGCUAUAGCAUCCUCUAUGCUGUGCUGGCUCACCUGUUGGAGCAGCUCGGCAUAGGCUCGCCGGGCGAGAGGGAGGCCCUCAGGGCGUUCCAUGAGCUGAAGAUGGUCAACAGCAUGGGCGUGCAGACUGGCACUGUCAACUUCCAGUACAAGUUGCACUCGGUGCUCUGA
Messenger RNA from Emericellopsis atlantica, 1074 nucleotides. Its product is annotated as L-asparaginase II. The transcript has a single exon. The record is from RefSeq and is a predicted model, not a curated record. The coding region runs from base 1 to 1074 and encodes 357 amino acids. NCBI's taxonomy places the organism in Eukaryota, Fungi, Ascomycota, Sordariomycetes, Hypocreales, Bionectriaceae.